AUGUCUCUCUUCCAAGAUUUGUAUGGAUAUGUACCUCCACAUCUAGCUUUUCCUUCUUCUACUACUACUUCUAUGGAUGUUUUGGAGGAUUACUUGAAAGCAAGGGAUUCUAUGCUUGACAUCAUUAAAGAAUCUUUACAUCAAGCACAGGCCAUAAUGAAGUUAUAUGCUGAUUCGUCAAGGGUGGAAAAAUCAUUUGCAAAAGGGGAUUUGGUUUACCUCAAACUCCAGCCAUAUAGACAAGCUUCUGUGUCUUUGAGAAAAAACUUUAAGCUCUUAGCCAAGUACUAUGGACCUUCCAAAAUUUUACAGAAGAUAGGUGCAGUGGCCUACAAACUUCAGCUCCCUUCACACUCCAGGAUCCACCUUGUCUUCCAUGUCUCCCACCUAAAAAAGCAUAUUGGUAUGAAGCACACACCUUCUCCUAUACUACCUGUUGUUGAUCUCCAUAGUGAAUUCAUCAUGCUGCCAGAGAAGGUUUUGAAGACCAUAUCAGUACUCAGAGGAAACAAAUUGGCGCGUCAAGCUCUCAUCCAGUGGACCAACUCAUCAGUGGAGGAUGCUACUUGGGAGGACUUCACCAACAUUCAGUCUAAUUAUCCUAGAUUUUUCCUUGAGGACAAGGAUAAUUUUCAGGGGUAG
This is a messenger RNA of Papaver somniferum (opium poppy), 642 nucleotides long. RefSeq lists its product as uncharacterized. The transcript has a single exon. The record is from RefSeq and is a predicted model, not a curated record. Lineage: Eukaryota; Viridiplantae; Streptophyta; Magnoliopsida; Ranunculales; Papaveraceae. The coding region runs from base 1 to 642 and encodes 213 amino acids.